Molecule: messenger RNA, 1443 nt
Organism: Nicotiana tabacum (common tobacco)
Lineage: Eukaryota; Viridiplantae; Streptophyta; Magnoliopsida; Solanales; Solanaceae
Product: spermidine synthase
Biological process (GO): spermidine biosynthetic process
Cellular component (GO): cytosol
Molecular function (GO): spermidine synthase activity
Source: RefSeq, a predicted model, not a curated record
UCAUCUUUUCACGCUAUACAUUUUCAGACUGAAGAGUCCUGAGAUUUGUGGUAACUAUUGUUGUGCUGUUAAAAGUAAAGUAGAAGACUUCCUGUUUCGUUUAGGGCCCUAUAAAUAGAGGAGGGUUUUGUGAUGGCAGAGGAGUGUGCAGCAUUUGUAUUGCCUGUGAAGAGACCAAGAGAAGAGGAACAACAACAGGAAGAGAUGGAAGCAGCCAACCACAACAACGACAACGGUUGCACCAAUGAGUCUCCUUAUAUCUCUUCUGUUCUUCCUGGCUGGUUCUCUGAGAUUAGCCCCCUUUGGCCUGGGGAAGCACACUCGUUGAAGGUUGAGAAGAUAUUGUUUCAAGGGAAGUCUGAUUACCAGAAUGUCAUGGUUUUUCAGUCAUCAACUUAUGGAAAGGUGCUUGUUUUGGAUGGUGUGAUUCAACUCACAGAGAGGGAUGAAUGUGCUUACCAAGAGAUGAUCGCUCAUCUUCCUCUUUGUUCAAUUCCAAAUCCCAAAAAGGUGCUGGUUAUUGGAGGAGGAGAUGGUGGUGUCUUGCGUGAGGUGUCACGUCAUUCUUCUGUCGAGCAGAUUGACAUAUGUGAGAUUGACAAGAUGGUAGUUGAGGUUUCUAAACAAUUUUUCCCAGAUGUAGCUGUAGGAUACGAGGAUCCACGUGUUAAUCUCCACAUUGGUGAUGGAGUUGCAUUUUUGAAAAAUGUUGCUGCAGGAACUUACGAUGCUGUCAUAGUGGAUUCAUCUGACCCUAUAGGUCCAGCACAAGAGUUGUUCGAAAAGCCUUUCUUUGAUUCUAUAGCAAGAGCUCUGCGUCCAGGAGGGGUUGUAUCUACACAGGCUGAGAGUAUAUGGCUUCACAUGCACAUAAUUGAAGAAAUCGUUGCCAAUUGCCGCCAAAUCUUCAAAGGCUCAGUUAACUAUGCAUGGACUACAGUUCCUACUUAUCCAAGUGGUAUGAUUGGUUUCAUGCUCUGCUCUACUGAGGGACCUGCAGUUGAUUUCAAGAACCCAAUUAACCCCAUCGAUGACGACGAUGACAGCCAUACCAAAACUCUUGGACCUUUGAAGUUUUACAACUCUGAGCUUCACAAAGCAUCAUUCUGUUUGCCAUCAUUUGCCAAGAGGGUGAUUGAAUCCAAAGGAAAAUGAUGAGGCACAUUUUCUAGUACUUUACUGGAGCAGGAUUAGCUGUUGUACAACGCCUAUAACUGUCGCAGUUUUUAUGUUUAAGUCAAUGUUAUUAGGUUAUUUAGGCCAAAAGAGUUGGUAAUAUCCUCCGGUGGAUUAUAUGUUCCUUUCUUGAUUUUGUACUGGAUAAAGUUGUUGUGUUGGUUGAAGUUUAAAGAGCAUAAAGUUUUUUAUGCGAAAAAUUAGAUGUAUUCAUGGUUUCAGCUUGGCAACUUAAAAGAAAUUAUUAACUAUGCGGAGAAUUGCUUA